CUACUCCCGUACGUGAAAUAGUACUUUCACACACCGUUCACGAAUCGUAAAAUGUAAUUUCACGCCCUUGUGCGUGAAAUUAUUUUUACGCCCUAGGGCGUGAAAUAAACCCAUAAGAAUAACAUGGUACAUUCAAGUGUUUUUAUUACCAGUGCGUGAAAUAUACUCAUAAUAAAUACAUUGUAGUCUGUCCAUAAGACCUAAUACAUGAAUAUUUCGCUGAUAGGCGGCCUUAGUGCAUCUUUUGUUUAAGAGCAGCAAUAAAUCAUAAAUAAACUGUCAAAAUAGCUUGAUCAUUAUUGUCGUGAGCUCAUUGUUGAGAGUUAAUUAUUAAUAUUUUAACAUUAUAUUAUAAUGGAUUCUUAUCAUUCAGAUAUACGAAGUACCCCGCCGGAUGUUUUGGAUGCAGCCAAUGAGGCUAGUAAGACUCUAUUACCCCAAAAAUCAUUGAGCGUUUAUGAAAAUACGUAUGAGAAAUUCAUGGCAUGGAGGAAAACAAAGAAUAUCAAUUCAUUUUCUGAAAACGUAAUAUUGGCAUAUUUGUCAGAAUUAUCCAAGAACUUUAAGGCAGCAACACUUUGGAGUAAUUUCUCAAUGCUAAAAAGUACCAUCAGCAUUAAAAAAAACAUCAAUAUUGACUAUCCUAAGGUACGUGCUUUUUUAAAAAGGAAGAGUGAGGGAUACGUUCCCAAAAAAUCCAGAGUUUUGGAGAAAGAACAAAUACUGAAGUUUAUACAAGAAGCUCCUGACGAAACAUUUUUAUUGACCAAGGUUAUACUAAUAUUUGGACUUGCUGGAGCUCUUAGAAGAGAUGAACUGUAUAAACUGAAAUUAGAUGAUAUUGAAGAUUUAGGUACAAUACUCAUAGUAAACGUCCAUGAUACAAAAACCAAAAUCUCAAGAAAAUUUACCAUCACAGAACAUCUUGAAUUAUACCGAAAAUAUACGGCACUCCGUCCGCAAAAAUACGCAGAAAAAAAAUUAUUUAUUAAUUAUCAAGGUGAAAAAUGUACCUGCCAGAUCGUUGGUAUAAAUAAAAUUGGUAAAGUUCCUUCGGUAAUCGCAAAAUACCUAAAUUUACCUCAUGCUGAACAAUAUACAGGCCACUGUUUUAGGCGGUCAUCCGCCACGUUAUUAGUAGAAGCUGGAGGCGAUUUGCUUACCUUAAAAAAACAUGGAGGUUGGAAAUCCUCUGCAGUGGCAGAGCAUUAUAUAGAAAACUCAAUUACUCAGAAAAUUGAUGUGGCAAAUAAAAUUUUAUCGCCUCAAAAUUAAAUUUCCUCAGCCCCUAUCGCCACUACUUCUAUCAUCUCAACUUCCAAGUCAAGAAACACACUAAUAGAAAAAUCAAAUGCUGCAGGUGUAAGUUUUGGAAUGGUCACAGGUUCCAAUAUUACUAUUAAUAAUCAUUAUUAUUCCACAUCAGAAUGAAAACCAAAAAUAAUAAUCUCAGUAUAAGAAUUAAUUGUUAAUUU
Leptinotarsa decemlineata (Colorado potato beetle) is the source of this 1475-nucleotide messenger RNA. RefSeq lists its product as uncharacterized. NCBI's taxonomy places the organism in Eukaryota, Metazoa, Arthropoda, Insecta, Coleoptera, Chrysomelidae. The record is from RefSeq and is a predicted model, not a curated record.